Aspergillus melleus is the source of this 2003-nucleotide messenger RNA. RefSeq names its product Mo25 family protein (gene HYM1). Gene Ontology annotation, molecular function: protein serine/threonine kinase activator activity. The transcript is spliced from 5 exons. The record is from RefSeq and is a predicted model, not a curated record. NCBI's taxonomy places the organism in Eukaryota, Fungi, Ascomycota, Eurotiomycetes, Eurotiales, Aspergillaceae. The coding region runs from base 244 to 1401 and encodes 385 amino acids. Gene Ontology annotation, biological process: intracellular signal transduction.
AGUAAUCAAUCAGUCAAUACAGACAACUCCGUCAUCUUCGCUCGUCUCUCACUCUCUUCCUAUCCCUUUUCCCCCCUCACUCCCUCCUUCUUACAUCCUGAGCAGGGUUCAAUUGCUCUUCUUUCUUUGUUUUGCAUGAAUCAGUCCUAAUCCCUCCUCCAUCCCCCGUCCAUUUGGCCCCAAGACAGCUUGUUUCUCUACCGCCACAUAAGCUGGCUAUUCUUCCGGCAUAAACAUAUCAGAAUGGCUUUCCUCUUUAGUCGUGGUCGGUCUCGUCAGCCCUCUGAUCUGGUUAGAUCGAUAAAAGAUCUGUUGCCGAGAUUACCUGAAAAAUUGCCCGAUCCAUCAGUGCCCAACAAGGUUGCAGAUGACUUAGCUAGACAGCUCUCGCAGGUGAAAUUGAUCGUACAAGGAACCCAAGAGAUCGAAGUUUCGCCCGAACAGGUGCAUGCGCUCGUCCAGGCGACACUACAAGAAGACUUGCUUUACGAACUUUCGCGAUACCUUCAUCGCCUGCCAUUCGAAGCCCGAAAAGACACGCAGACUAUAUUCUCGCAUGUGCUCCGUUUCAAACCCGCCCAUGGAAACCACGCCGAUCCCCCCGUUAUCUCCUAUAUCGUCCACAAUCGCCCUGAGAUUAUCAUCGAGCUAUGCAAGGGCUACGAGUACAGUCCCAGUGCCAUGCCAUGCGGCACUAUUCUGAGGGAAGCGCUGAAGUUUGAUGUGAUUGCCGCCAUCAUUCUCUACGACCAGUCCCAAGAGGGCGAGCCCGCCAUCCGGCUCACGAAAGUACAGCCGGGCAUCCCCCAGGGCGGCACGGGCAUAUUUUGGAGGUUCUUUACAUGGAUUGAUAGGGGAAGCUUUGAGCUGAGUGCCGAUGCCUUUACGACUUUCCGGGAGAUCCUGACCCGUCACAAGUCGCUCGUGACGGGAUAUCUUGCAACAAACUUCGACCGAUUCUUUGGCAUGUUCAACUCGACACUGGUGCAGUCAGACUCGUACGUCACCAAGCGUCAAAGCAUCAAGCUACUGGGGGAGAUCCUGCUGGACCGAGCCAACUACAACGUGAUGAUGGCGUAUGUGGAGAGCGGAGAGAAUCUCAAACUCUGCAUGAAACUACUGCGAGAUGAUCGCAAGAUGGUCCAGUACGAGGGCUUUCACGUGUUCAAGGUGUUUGUGGCCAAUCCCAACAAAUCGGUGGCGGUGCAGCGAAUUCUGAUCAACAACCGGGACCGUCUGCUGAAGUUCCUACCCAAAUUCCUCGAGGACCGCACGGACGACGACCAAUUCACCGACGAGAAGAGUUUCCUGGUGCGCCAGAUUGAGCUGCUGCCGAAAGAACCCAUCGAGCCGGUGCGUUCUGCGCGUGAACCAUCUCGACCGGCGGCUGCUGUGGCUUAAGGAUCUCCUGAGGGUAUUUUCUUUUUGGCACAUAUUGGCUUUUUGAUUUCUUUUUGCUUCCUUUUUGUUCGAGUCCCAUGACCGUCAUGACAAUCUGUACAGUGAUGCGGCCGAGCGGUAUGCUAUAUAUAUAUACGUGCGCCGUGUCUUCGGAAAUCUCGUUCGCAUUGAGGGACUGCUGGUAUCGGACCUUCUUGGAGUUGCGGCGUGUGUCGAUAGCUAGUUAGUUAUUCGGGGAAUUUCUUUGUUGUUUUGAUGCUUUUACUUUGCGUUGCUAUGGGCAGUUGGUCAAGGGCAAGGGCAAAGCAGGGAAAAAGCCUGAUGGAAGGCAGACUUGGAAAAGGGAAAAACCCAAACAAAGCCCUUGCGUUCGGGGAUGUAGAUAGAGACGGAAGUGGAUCAGAAUCUGCAAUUUAAAUUCAUUCAGUGGACGAGAGCCUAAGAGCCCCGAAUUUGCGCCUGAAGAACCGGUCGGAAGAGCUAUUAAUAGGGGGGGGAGAAAAGAAGUAAACUUCAUCCAUGGGACGUGAGGGCAAGGCGGGUGGAGGUUUGAUCUUGGGUUUGCUGGUUCCCCGGGAAUACUUUGGAUUUUGUUUUUUUUU